AUCCACCUGAAUUUCUAUUGAAAAACGCAAAUCUAUGUGAAUUUAUUUACUAUAUGUACAAAAAACGUAAAAUUUCCACCGAAAAAGAAGCAUUUACACAAGAAUUCGACUGAGGUACUACUAUUUAGUGCAAAUAAGUUACGUACACGAGCGCAUCCUCCGUCGUUUGUCCCCACCUCAACGGUUGGAUUUUACAGGCUGUGCUUGCGCUCGUAGUCGUGCUCUACGCUCUCGUUUUGUGCGCGAUCGAAAAAUGGCAGCCCCGGUCUACGUCGAGGACGAAAUCGGUCGGAAAUGGGACAGAUGCCUUACGGACGGGAUCCUCAAGUUCGGAGGUGGGCUCGUGAUAGGAACAGUGUUUUCCUUUCUGUUCUUCAAGCGAAAGCGCUGGCCGAUUUUACUCUCCGGUGGUUUCGGCGUCGGCAUGGCCUACUCAAACUGCGAGCGUGAUCUGAACGCCACAAUGCUUGGUGCAUCCAAGCUGCAGAAAAAAUGCGAUUAAACAACUCCUAGAAUCAGCAGCAUGCAUAUGUGAAAGUAAUUAAUCACACAUUUAGUGAACAUUGUAUAUAAAGGGGAAAAUGCCAUUAAACAUCAAAUUGGGUGAUGUCAAUCUGUCUGACUAUGUGUUAUUUAUUAGUUUGUUGGCAUUUCUUGGGUUUUUAAUCUCACUAACAUCAGAGAGAAACAAUAUACAUAUACUGUGGUGUUCAAAUCAACUUAAAUAAAUUAAAACUGUUCAAUAUUAUACUGUUACCACUAAAAUAUCAAAAUAUGUAGGUGACUAGAAGUAUAGUAUGAGUAUUUGUUAUUUUUUAUUUUAAUUUCAUUUGUCCUAUUAUAUUUUUAUAGUUAGUGUUUGAAACAAUAAAGUUGGCGCUGUUAAAUCA
This is a messenger RNA of Dalotia coriaria, 890 nucleotides long. RefSeq names its product MICOS complex subunit MIC10-like. The record is from RefSeq and is a predicted model, not a curated record. The transcript is spliced from 2 exons. Bases 254 to 502 code for a protein of 82 amino acids. Lineage: Eukaryota; Metazoa; Arthropoda; Insecta; Coleoptera; Staphylinidae. Gene Ontology annotation, cellular component: mitochondrial inner membrane; mitochondrion; MICOS complex.